Molecule: messenger RNA, 987 nt
Organism: Trametes versicolor FP-101664 SS1
Lineage: Eukaryota; Fungi; Basidiomycota; Agaricomycetes; Polyporales; Polyporaceae
Exons: 6
Coding region: 1-987 (328 amino acids)
Source: RefSeq, a predicted model, not a curated record
AUGCUCGGCCGUAUCUCCAAGUCCACCACCGUCGCUCUUCUCUUCCUUUUCCUCGCUGUCGUCCAUGCUGCCCCGUUGGCAACGGAAAAGCGCACCCUAAACACUUCCGUGCGCCUCGCCCGCGAUGGAGAGAACCUCUCCCAGCCGACCACUGUGACGACUACGAACACGAUCCAAACCGCGGUCGGCCCCAUGCUGCAGACGUGCACGAUCCUGCUCGAGCCGAUCACGGGAGACAAUGGAGACCCUGAAGUGCGCGAGACCAAGUCGUGCAGCUUGUCAAUGACGAGCAGCGGCAACAACGCGUCCGGCUCGUCUGGCACGGACUCGUCCAGCUCUUCUGGAUCAAGCGCUAGCUCGAGCGACAGUGCCUCGGCCACGGACAGCGCCUCCAGUGCUGAUUCCGCCUCCGCGACCGCGACUGCGACGGACGCCUCUGCGUCAGCGACCGCUACAGAUAGUGCGUCGUCCGCCGCUGCGGCGUCCACUGGGGCCAUUGGUGUGAAUGGAUCGUCCGAAAUCCCGGGCUCAGCUCUUUCCACGGGCGCGACUGACUCCGCUGCGGCUACUGCCACCGCUACGUCUGCUGCAGCCUCGGCGACCGGUACCGCGGCUGCUGGGGGAGGAGCUGUCUCCGCAGGGGGUUUCUCCACGGUCGCCGCGACCGCGGUCUCGUCGGGUAGCGCAGCGGCUGCAAGCGCGACGGCCACCGCUACGGGCACCGCCGUCGGUGACGCCUCGAACAACCCGACCUCGGCCUCCUCCGCUGCUGACACUGCGUCGUCGAGCCCGGCCGCGUCGUUCCAGCUCCCGGGUACGAAGCUCUCGGUUCUCCCGAUUGGUUUGGGUGUGUUCGCGGGUAUUUCGGUUAUUGCCCUUAUCGUUGUUGGUCUCGUCACCUAUGAGCGUACGAAGUACCGCAAGGCUUUCAGACAGCGCAAGCUCGCAGAGUCAGGGGCAGCUAUGGGGUAUGGUGGAAUGGCGUAG